AGGGCGGACCUGUUUCCGGGUGGCGCGUGGGGCUGGAGGCCCGAGCGCCGCCGCCAACAUGGAGACUUUGUACCGAGUGCCGUUCUUAGUGCUCGAAUGUCCCAACCUGAAGCUGAAGAAGCCGCCCUGGGUGCACAUGCCCUCGGCCAUGACGGUGUACGCUCUGGUGGUGGUGUCUUACUUCCUCAUCACCGGAGGAAUCAUUUAUGACGUUAUUGUUGAACCUCCAAGUGUUGGCUCGAUGACUGAUGAGCAUGGACAUCAGAGGCCAGUGGCUUUCUUGGCCUACAGAGUAAAUGGACAGUAUAUUAUGGAAGGACUAGCAUCUAGUUUCCUGUUUACCAUGGGAGGCUUAGGUUUCAUAAUCCUGGACCGAUCCAAUGCACCAAAUAUUCCAAAACUCAAUAGAUUUCUUCUUCUCUUCAUUGGAUUUGUCUGUGUCUUAUUGAGUUUCUUCAUGGCUAGAGUAUUCAUGAGAAUGAAAUUACCAGGCUACCUGAUGGGUUAGUGCCUUUUGAGAGGAAACCAGUGGUCCUGGGUUUGCUCCUGCUGAAGGUGUGAAGGCUGAUCCCACCCUAUGUGAACAUGGAAGCAUGAAGACUGCAGUAGAGGAAGCACUGGGUGAACACCUAGGAAGCACGUUAAUUCCGACUGGAACUUCUUGAUACCAGAGACAAGUUCAUUACAGUAUUUUUUUUCCUGCUGACCUAUUCUGAUGUGUUAGUGAUACUAAGUGGCAUUUUCUUCUUAACUUUUCAUUUCUUAAAGAAAACAUACUCCAGUUCUGAAUAAAGUGAUUAUUUUUAUAGCCCCUUUAUCAUUUUUGAAGAUGACAUUUCUGACUUUCAGAAAUUACUGUAAAUCAAGCAACAAGAUCCUGACAGCUGAGAACUGUCUUUUCCCGUGGUGCUUUGCCUUUAAGCUGAGUGUGGGGUACUACACUCUUUCAGAUACACAUGCAAGACUGUUCCCUGGUCAGCAUGAGGUAUGAAAGGAGCGGAAAUAAAUAAUUUUUCUAAUGA
Molecule: messenger RNA, 1022 nt
Organism: Jaculus jaculus (lesser Egyptian jerboa)
Lineage: Eukaryota; Metazoa; Chordata; Mammalia; Rodentia; Dipodidae
Gene: Ostc
Product: oligosaccharyltransferase complex non-catalytic subunit
Exons: 4
Coding region: 59-508 (149 amino acids)
Cellular component (GO): oligosaccharyltransferase complex
Source: RefSeq, a predicted model, not a curated record